This is a messenger RNA of Lachancea lanzarotensis, 1182 nucleotides long. RefSeq names its product LALA0S09e02300g1_1 (gene MRX10). The record is from RefSeq and is a predicted model, not a curated record. The transcript has a single exon. Lineage: Eukaryota; Fungi; Ascomycota; Saccharomycetes; Saccharomycetales; Saccharomycetaceae. Gene Ontology annotation, biological process: positive regulation of mitochondrial translation. The coding region runs from base 1 to 1182 and encodes 393 amino acids.
AUGUCAAAAUUGUUGAUUUCAGGUGCGCUAUUGAGCCUGAGAUGCUCCAAAAGGCAUCUAAAUGCCAGGCAACUCAAACGUUGCUGGUCAUCGAGCGUUUCCUCCUUUCAAAUUGGCCAAACUUCCGCCGGCAACGUAUUAUAUCCAAGGCAGGCGAAGAGUUUGAAAACCUUGCUCAACUCAGAGAAGAACUUGAGGAGAGGCUCUAGUGUUUUGAAAACAAGUUUGAGUGAUGGGAAACUCAAGCUUUCUGAUGGGAUUUUGAGCACCAAAGAAUGCACCACUACAACUACAAGCGAAUACUAUGAUUUGGACAAAACGAUUGGUUUACUAGGCAGCUCUGGGUAUCAUCCGGUGAGCUUAGUUCCAGACGAAAUUGUUACUUUCAAGUAUCUGUAUAACGGGAUCAGGUCCGAUAUCAUGGUCCUGGGGAACUGUGGGACGGUUGUGUCGUGGGGACUUGAAGAAACGGUGGUAAUGAAGCAUAUUUUACCCUUGAUACAAGACGCUACAAUCAAUGCUCUGCCACAGGCUCAUUUCGAAACCGAAGAUCUGGACUACAUCGAGAUUGAGUCCCUUCAAGAUCUGGAGAAAGUCCAAAGCCUUACAAAUAAGUCUGGCGAGGAAAGCUUUAUCGAGGGCGAUCUGAUAAUUGUCAACAACCUUGAUCCAGCUAUGGGUCUUCUCGAUAAAGCAGCAUUUUCAAGUGGUAUGUCGCGAAGCACCAGACUGGCCGUUUUGGAAGAACUUUUGAAGACUCACAUCGAAAAGUCUAGGAAGUUCACGGAACUUUUGUCAAAGGGCAAGAAACUAAAUCUCAAAGAACCGGAUGUACUCAAGUCUACUGGUAGUUUAUUUCUGAUCAGAGGGAAACUUAACCUGUAUUCUGAGCUCAUCGAGACGCCCGAUUUGUACUGGAGCGAGCCGCGACUAGAAAGAAUCUACAAACAAAUGUCUAAGAGUCUGGAUAUCCAGCCAAGAAUCACCAUCUUGAAUUCCAAGCUCGAUUUUGCAGCUGAGGAGUCAAGAGCAUUCAUGGCAGUUCUCAAUGAAAAGAAAAGCACCUAUCUAGAAUGGAUUAUAAUAUACCUGAUUACUGUCGAGGUCUGUUUUGAACUACACCACUAUUAUGAGCGCUACUGGCUCGAUAGACAUUUGGAAAGCCCGCAAAAUAGGUCAUAA